Messenger RNA from Dendronephthya gigantea, 1990 nucleotides. Its product is annotated as trichoplein keratin filament-binding protein-like. The record is from RefSeq and is a predicted model, not a curated record. NCBI's taxonomy places the organism in Eukaryota, Metazoa, Cnidaria, Anthozoa, Malacalcyonacea, Nephtheidae. Gene Ontology annotation, biological process: microtubule depolymerization; regulation of microtubule polymerization or depolymerization; neuron projection development. Gene Ontology annotation, molecular function: tubulin binding. The transcript has 4 exons. The coding region runs from base 137 to 1624 and encodes 495 amino acids. Gene Ontology annotation, cellular component: neuron projection; cytoplasm.
GUGAGAUUGAUUUGUUUUCACAAGUAAAUGCCAUAAGCACUUGCUUGUUGAUAUCUCGAAAAAUCGCGCUUAAAAAAGUUGCAAACGUUGGAAUUUUGUGUUACAUUUUGCUACGAUUUGAUGGUGACAAAUUGAUAUGGGUUCAACAAACAGCAAAGAAGUAUUUGAUGUUGGUGAAUCUGUCACCUCCACUCCUGGGACUGCCAAGGCAAUAAGCUAUGAGGUUAUCCUUAGUCCAAGAGUGCAGAAUGCCAGACAGCCUCAGUUAACACCUAAAAGAGAAGGGAUGUUGACACGUCAGGACAUAGAUGAAAAGCUGGUUGCCGCAGAGAGAAGACGCAAGAUGAGACAGCUAGACAUGCGUCUUAAACUUGCCCACAACGAUGGGCAUGCAGAGGUGGUCCGCCAAGCCAUGACAGACUACGAAGAGAGAAAGAGAAGAGAGACGGAAGCUAGAUACCAAAGACGGCUCUUCAUAUUUGCUGAAAACCAGGGUACCAUUGCAGCAGAGCGAGCAGAGCAGUGGGAAGAGAAGGCAAAGAGAAUUGAAGCAGCCAAGGAAAUAGUCCAAAAACGUGAGAAGUCAUUUAGAGAAUCAGUAAAAGAAAAGCUCUCCCAAAAGUUUGACAGGUUCAAGGAGAAUUACGCCAAGUAUCAGAAAAACCGUCAAGUGGCAGCUCAGAUGCAAGCAGAGAAGAUUGAUGUUGUCAAGGAAUCAAAAGAACGACAGAUAGAAGAGAAGGCUACAGCUACAGCUGAGAAGAUAGGGCAAAAGUUUGAAGCAAGUCAAGAGAAUCGUGAGGCAACUAUAAAUGAGAGGAUCUCGAAAGUCCAAAAGCAACAAGCCAAGAUAGAGGAGGCAAAAGAGUACCGAAAUCAUAACUUGGAAGUUUCGAGUGCCAAAAAGUUAAUGCAACUAGAAGUUCGCCUGGAUAGGUCUGCAGUCAAGAGACAGCUGUUUGAGGCUGAAAUUCGAAAGAAAGCCCAAGCAGACUUGGAUAAAGUUGAGCAAGCAAAGAAGCUUCGUGAGCAGCAUGAUCAGCAAUUCUCAAUGUGUACCAAGGAAAAUUUAGCACAGAAGUUUGAGAAUGCCAAGAAGGUACGUGAGCAGAAUAUGGUUGUCAGACAACAAGUGUGGGAAAAGCAGGCUGAGCAGAAGGCAAAGGUAAAGAAUUCUGUUGAUCACGAAGACAGCCAGAAGCUACGAGAAAAGAUUGACGAGAAGCAGCAGAGAACAGAGGAGAAUCGCAAUGCAAUCCUGAAUGCAAAAGUGGAGCAAUGCCAACGAGAGAGUAGUAAAGUCAAGCAGACUAAAGAAAUUGUUGAGGAGCAAAUCCGACAGCAAGAGAAGGUGGCCGAAGAGAAACUGCAGACGAAAUUGAACACCUACAAAGAGAAUCGACAGCGAAGGUUGGCAGAAAGAAAGGUGCCAGUCAAAACAUCCAAUCGUCCAAGCUUACAGGAGAUUACUAAUGAAAGAGAUCCGGUACGCAGCCCCACCAUCGAGGAGUGCAAAAAAGAAAGCUGCAAUGAAAAUGGGGAAAAUCAAGUGGAUGGUGGAAAGUUGAAGGAACUGGCAGAGAACUUUAGAAAUCGAAAUCUAGAGUACUUAGGUCUGCGCUAGGUAUUUGUGAAACAUUGUGGAAAAUACUAAUGCAUGAACAUUAUAUUUAUGGUCACUGGUGAGAAGUUUUGGGAGUGAAAGUAUGUACUAUAUAACAGAAACAUUUUAUAUAUCGGACAUAAUUAGAAAGUUAGCUUAAGAAAAAGUUAGCCAGAAGUUUGAGAAAGUCUAUUAUAGAGUUUGUACAACUGUGUGUAUAUAUAAUAACAUUUUCGUGUGGGUAGAGUUAAAUGAUGUCAUUAUUCUCACAAAAUGCAGGAGAUUCUAUGGCCUAUUUUAUAUAUAGCCGAAACAAAGAGUUCUAGAGCACAAUUCGCUGUUCUAAUUUGUCAUCGAACCAAAGCAAUGUUGCAAAUCAGUAUUCUA